Molecule: messenger RNA, 2605 nt
Organism: Amborella trichopoda
Lineage: Eukaryota; Viridiplantae; Streptophyta; Magnoliopsida; Amborellales; Amborellaceae
Source: RefSeq, a predicted model, not a curated record
UUUUUUCUUUUUAACUUUUUAUCUAGUUCUUGAUCUCAUUGAUUACGUCAUGCUUUUAUUGUGGUAUUGGUUCAUGGAAUAUUCAGGUACUCACCAGUUCAUUUAAUCACCGAUUAGUUUGUAUAGGCAUCUGAAAGGUGUUCUUCUCUUACAAUUUAUUGAGCUGGAAUUAUUACUGAACUUCCCAUAUUGUACUCUUGCCAUCCUUCUACUGGCAGUUCACAAGAGCUAAACUUAGUAGUACUAGUUGUUGGCUCCUAUCCUUCUGAGAUUUGAUACCCCAGGUUUGACUUCUCAAAUGGCACAUUCUUUUUUCUUUUCUUUUUGUUUUUAUUUAAUUAACUUGAGACCUGAUGAGAAUGGAAUCCUAGAUGUCACUUUGUGUCACCCUCCACCUGAACAGCUCUUCCUAGAGCCCGUACCCUCCUCGUUCAUAUGCCUUUCCAAUUCUCUCUCUCAUAAACUCUCCAUUUAAUCAUUGAGGUAAACAUUAGAGUUAGUGGUACUCUAGUAGGAUAGCUGAAGAACUGCUGAAGUGACUUGGCAUCCUUGCAUUUUCUUGAAUAUAUAUAAGCAAGCACUUUUGUGUGUAAUGGACCACUAUAUCUCUGAAAUCCUCUAUCAACUUCUGAAAAUCAAGUUUAUUUCCCACAUUUGCAUAUCUCCCCAUUUUGUAUCAAAUCAACUGCUAUGACCGUGGCUGGUUGCCUGUUUCUUGCCUGUGUCAGACAGUCUGAGGGCUUCCAUGUCAUAGUUCUUAGGCAGUAUCUCUUAGGGAGAAAUGUUUGGGUAUCUUACCCUCUUGUAUUCAUCCUCUAGUUAUGGUAACGUGGAGUUGGAGACCGACAUUUUAAUUGAAUAUCAUGCUUAUGUCAAUCGUCUAUGAUUUUCUCGAAAUGACCACUAUUUAGGCUCCCCUGGUUUUCUAUAAGUGACCCAUAUAAAAGAUUGCUAUAUAUUUAUCAAGUUUCUAUCUUUGUGGUUUUGUUAUUGGAGAUAUGCAUCAUGGCGAGUGAUAUGAGAUAAAAGGAGUCUUCAGAUUAGUUUGGUUGAUGAAGUCAUCAUUCUGAUUUCCCUUAAUGUGUAUGAGUGAGGCCACUUUGGUUUGAUUAUUGUCACAUGUUUUGUACUCGAGUUAACCACUGAAAUAAUACUAAUUGUAUUUCUGUGUCCAACAUCUGUAGGAGUUUGAAUGAAUCCCAAAGGGAGUCUUGCCUGAGAUACAGAGUUGUCAUCUAGGACGCUGUGGUUGAGUUGUAAUGGCCAGUGAGCAGGAGCAGUUUGGCCUAUGUGGACCUAAACAUCUGACAGCAUACAUUGACUGGAGCAACCCUGACCACCGUCGAUCUGUCGCUGCUAGCCUAGUCAAAGGUGUAUACAUUCUUCAAAGAGACCGCCAGCAAAAUCGAUCAGGCCACGAAGCCCUUGCUCCCCAAUGGUGGACCUCCCUUGGCUUCGAUCUCCUCCGUUUCCUAAUAGAUGAUGCCGAUUCCUCAAUCUUUGGUGCCAUUUAUGUUAGAAAAUACAAAGAGAAUAAUGCUCCAAACAUCGUCGUAGCCUUUCGUGGAACAAUACCUCAAGGUGAAUCUUUCCAGCGUGACUUCAAACUCAACCUUGAGAUCUUAAAAAAUGAACUUCACCGUACAUCUCGAUUUGAACAUUCGAUCCAAGUCGUUCGAUCCUUGGUGUGCCAUGAUCAGAGCCUUUGGCUUGCUGGUCACUCUCUUGGUUCUGCACUGGCCAUGCUUGUGGGGAGAACCAUGGUUGAAUCCGGUUUGUUCCUCGAGACUUAUUUAUUCAAUCCACCAUUUUCCUCAAUCCCCAUUGAUAGGAUAAAAAAUAGGAGGGUUAGAGAGGGGCUCAUGAUAGCGAGCAGCUUUGUUACAGCUGGGCUAGCUGUUGUUCUGAAGAAGAAAUCUGGUGGGGCUAAGCAUGCAUUUCUAGCCCUUGAAAAGUGGUUCCCCAACUUAUUUGUUAACCCUAACGACCCUAUAUGCUCAGCUUACAUUGGUUAUUUUGAGCACCGAAGAAAAAUGGAGGAGAUUGGGGCCUCAAAGAUAGAGAGGCUAGCAACACAGAAUUCGAUUGGGGAUCUUGUGUCGGGUGCGUUUGGGAGAGAAUCUAAGCCAUCACAUUUGGUCCCUAGUGCGAAUCUGACUGUUAAUUUGGACCAUUCCAAGGAUUUCAAGUCGGCCCAUGGGAUACAACAGUGGUGGCAGCCGGACCUCAGGUUUGAGUGUACAUGUCACAAACAUAAGUGAUAUAUGGUUUGGCUUGGCCAUAAAUUUAAUGAAGCCAAAGGCAGCUUAGAAAACAGCUGAUAUUCCCUUAGUUUGUGAUUCUUAUUCUGUUUGCUUUAUCAUUAGUUUUCGACAGAUCACCUGAGGUUUCUUUUUAAAUAGGGCACCCUUGUGCUUGCUUCUUGUUCUUCCCCCUUGUUUUUAUAGGUUUGCGAACUCUCCAUAAGCCCCAGAGUAUCCAUAGAGGCCCUGCAAAUAUUAUUAAUUCAGCUGUAUUACUCUUUGAGGAUGUGGGCUUAAGAGCAAGGACUAUUUCCAGGUCUAUGAACAACGAGUGAAGCUGGACUGUAUAAUGUUUGCAUCCA